Brassica oleracea var. oleracea is the source of this 1635-nucleotide messenger RNA. RefSeq lists its product as uncharacterized. The record is from RefSeq and is a predicted model, not a curated record. Lineage: Eukaryota; Viridiplantae; Streptophyta; Magnoliopsida; Brassicales; Brassicaceae. The coding region runs from base 140 to 1444 and encodes 434 amino acids. The transcript has a single exon.
UACUUGAGAGUUGAGACGUAUGGGGCUUUAUUCGUAACACUAAAGAAAUUAACAAUGAUCACCAUAAGAACUACUAGUAGGAAAGAAACUGAGCCUCACGUAACCAGAAGACCUUUAUUAAAUUACAACUUAAAAACCGAUGGAAGAAGAAGAUUUGGUGGUUAUCUCAAGGAGCAUAGUAAUCCCCAGAAACGCCAAGAAAUCGAGUUCCUCCAAGAAGAAGAUUCAUCUGCUUCCAUGGGAUCUCUCUCGUCUUCGCUUCGGUUAUCUUCAAAGAGGUCUCCUUUUCUCCAGACCUUAUCCAAAAAUAGACAUAGUUCUCUCACGGUUACAAACUUCACUCUCCCUCGCACUUGACCGUUUCUACCCUUUAGCUGGUCGUCUCGUAAAGACAAAGAACGACGACGACACAGUCUCCUUUUACAUCAACCCCGAUGGUUCAGGUGUGGAGUUCGUUCACGCCGUGGCUAGAAACAUCGAGGUCAGUGAUAUCCUUAGAUUAUCCACUUCUUUCAGCUCCUUCUUCCCCGCUACUGGGGUCAAGAACUGUAACGGCGUCUCGAGAUCUCUGCUUAUGGUCCAAGUGACUGAGAUGAAAGAUGGGAUCUUUAUCGGUUUCGGUUACAACUCUACUGUAGCUGACGGAGAUUCGAUCUGGAAGUUUUUGAACGCGUGGUCUGAGAUCUGCUCGAAGGGUUUGGUUUCCGAAGCUGCUUGCCUGCGUCGUCUUCAGCUUAAAGGUUGGUUCUUUGACGAGAUUGAUUACCCUAUCCGAAUCCCAGACCCUGAGGCAAAACCAGCUACGGUCACAGCAUCGAGUAGUUUACUGCAGGAGUUGAUGUUUCAUGUCACGAAGGAGAAUGCUUUGAAACUGGAAGCUAAAGCCAACGACGAGAAGGUCUCGUCUUUUCAAGCGGCGUUAGCACAUAUAUGGUGUUCGAUGGUUAAGCACAGUGGGAUGAGCAGAGAGGAAGAGACUUAUUGCAGGUUACCUAUAGACAUGAGGAGAAGGCUGAGCCCACCGUUGGAAGAAGACUGUUUUGGGAACGUGAGUCAGACCGGGAUAGCGAGAGUCACGGUUGGUGAGCUGAUGGAUAAUGGAUUAGGGUGGGCGGCUGGGAAGAUAAACGAAAUGGAGCGGUCGCAAACGCAUGAAAACGCGGAAGCGUCUGCUGAGAAAUGGGUGAGAGAUGUGAAGAUUCCGGUUUCUGUUGGUAGCAGAGAUUUGGUUGUGACGAGCUCUCACCGGUUUGAUGUUUAUGGAAAUGAUUUUGGUUGGGGUAAACCGAUAGCUGCGAGAGCUGGACCGCCGUAUGUGUGUGGGAGAAUGGUUGUGUUCCAAGGAGUUGAAGAGGGAAGUCUUGAUUUUCAGGCUUGCUUACAUCCUCAAGUAGUGGAGAAACUAUCAGAAGAUGUUGAUUUUAAAGAGUUUGUGAGCUUGUGACAAAAAAAAAAAAAAAGAGUUUGUGAGCAUUGUACUAUGAUUGAUGAUUUGGUUCAACAAUUUGAAUCCAAUCUAAAAUGUGUGUGUGUGUUUCUUCCUUUUCUGAUUGUUUGUAAUUCAUCAACUUGGUCACAUGAAAUUCUCAGAUGGCCAUAAACAUUUUUAAAAUAAAUUUGAAUAAUUUUUCUUUA